Messenger RNA from Asparagus officinalis (garden asparagus), 1317 nucleotides. Its product is annotated as transcription factor TCP20-like. Gene Ontology annotation, molecular function: DNA-binding transcription factor activity; sequence-specific DNA binding. NCBI's taxonomy places the organism in Eukaryota, Viridiplantae, Streptophyta, Magnoliopsida, Asparagales, Asparagaceae. Gene Ontology annotation, cellular component: nucleus. The record is from RefSeq and is a predicted model, not a curated record.
UCACCGUCACCCUCUCCCUCCUCAAAAUGGGCACUCCAAAUCUCAGCAGCCCCUGGGCCUCUCCUCCUCCGGACCCGAAAACCGAACCCAAUAACCCAUACACAAGAAACCAACAGUCGACUUAUUAUACCCGAACCAGAUGACCACACAAAGAAGCUAGCCCCUAAGCGGGGCUCCAACAAGGACGCCCACACAAAAGUCGACGGCCGCGGGCGCCGCGUACGCAUGCUCUGCGCCGCCCGCAUCUUCCAGCACCGCGAGCUCGGCCACAAGUCGACGGGCGAGACCAUCCAGUGGCUCCUCACCCUCGAGCCCUCCGUCCUCGUGCUACCGGUCGGGUACGUGCCCGCGUCCGCUUUGACCACCGCCGCUCUUCCUCAUCUCCUCUGCUGCUCUCCCGGCCCACCAUCAGCGUUGUGGCGCCAUCAGUCUGAAACUUGCGGGGUCAGGAGCCGACGGGUCAGUUCUCGGUGGGGUUUUCCGAGGUUUAUGGAGUUCUCCGCCGGCGGAGGGGUAGGAUUUGGCUCGAUAUUGGCGGGUCGCGGGCAGCAAAGCGGGGCCUUGACGCUUGGAUUGGCUCAGGACGGGCAGCAGGAUGUUGGGGUUCUGGGUUCUCAGGGUUUUAGCCAAUUCUAUCAGCAAAUGGGGCAGCAGCCGGAGCCUCAAACUCCGGUAACCGAUGAUUCUCAAGGGUCAAGACGGUGAAUUUUGAUGAACUGGGGGAGAGAGAACCGAAAAGAUUUGAUCUUGGUGAAAUUUGGCGUCUGGAAAUGGCUGUGUUUUGUUUUAUUGGUGGUGUGUAUAUUUGAAUGAAGGGAGCUGAGUUGAGUUGGGUUGAGUUUGGUGCCGACGAAUUGUGUGCAGUUGCAGAUAUAAGAGGUGAAGUCAUCUUUGAUAAUGUAUUUUGAUCUUAAUUUUAGGUUGCAUGAAGAAUUGGCUUGUUUUUGUCAUGAGAGAAGAUCUUAAUUUUGGGUUGCAUGAAGAUAUUUGGCAUGAUAUAACUUACUUCUACGGCCACACGAUGUGAUUUUCUCUAGGACUUCAUUAUGAGUUAUCUUCCAACCCUGGAAAAAAAAAUGAAUUCACUGCUAAUCGGGCUUGAUGAAUUAUGCCAAAUAAAUUGGAGUUAUUAAUACUUGAAGAAGCUGUAUCAGAGGUCUAGUGUUUCAUAUUUCAAUCAAAGUGUUAGUGUUCAUUUGUAUGCCUUUAUGAGAAGUACCUCCAGGCUUCUUCAUGUUCAAAGUACGAACAGAAUUAUUGAACUUGUAUAUUCAAUUUUGGUAAUUAAUAGGAUGGGAGCUAUACGUUGGAUUUAAA